AUGGCGUCGGGCUCAGCUCCUAGUACUUCGACGAACAACAAUCCAGCCUCUGUCCAUGACUCUACUACCGUCAACACGGAUCCUGUUGAGGCUAGACUAUCUCACCCCAUUCUGAAACAUUUCCUCAUUCCGUUUCACACCAAAGGCAACCCCAAGCUGUGCAAGUUCUGUGGCAAGAAGUUCGAGGGCGGAACAAACCGCUGUGCAAUCCAUCUCGCGACAUGGAAAGGGCAGGAGAAGCGCGCUGUGGCGUUAUGCAAGGACGCGCCCACGGCAGUCCGCGAUGAAUUCCGUGGCAUGUACGAGACCAAGGCGGAACAGCAGGACUUGAAGCGAGGGGCGGCCGCUACUGCAAUUCACUCCGCGCUUGACGCUGUCAGUGGAAACCCGGAGAAAAAGAGCAAAAUUACGGAUUUCUUUGGCAAUGAGGCGACGUGCGCCAAGGAGGACGCGGAUAACGCGCUUUGCCUUCUGUUCGCGGCGCUGAAACUUCCGGAGCGCAUUGCGGACGAUCUGGUCUUCCGCUACGCGGUCCAGUGCAUUGCGCGCGCUGGACCUGGGUACGUCCCUCCUAAGAGGCGCUACAUUGGAGGGGCAGGCUUGAAGAAGGUGCGGCAGAAAAUAGAGGUCGCGUUCGCCCCCGUUGCCGCGAGCUGGAAGCGGGACGGGGUAACGGUGUCGUCGGACAUGAUGACCGACCGUUGUGGCCGCCCGCAGGCCAACGUGCUCCUUGUCAACGACUCCGGCGCAGUUUUCGAGCAGGCGGUGGACUGCAACAUGGAGUCGAAGACCGGGGGGUACAUCGCCAGCCUUCUCCGCCCCGUCAUUGAUAAGGUGGGGCCGAAGAAUGUGGUGGCGGUCUGCACCGAUGGCGGCAGCAACUAUGCAUCGGUCGCCAAGAAGAUUGCGAGCACAUGGCCGCACAUUGAGCAUGUGCCAUGUGCCACGCAUGUCCUGGACCUGAUGAUGGAAGAUAUGGGCAAAAUGGGAUGGGCGAAGGGGCUUGUGGAGAAAGGAGGGGAGAUGAUUAUCUUCGUGCGCAACCACCACUUUACCCGUGCCUAUAUGAAGAAAGUGGGGGGGAAUGGGCUGGCGGCGAUGGUGCUCAGCGACGAGUGGAAGGUGUGGGCAGCGGCGGACAAGGAUAGGAAGACAGCAGCUGAGAAAUUCAGGGUUGCUGUGAUGGAUGAGGAGUGGUGGGGGGUGGCGGAGUUCUUUACCUCUCUCAUGGCGGUGCCAUUCAAGGCCAUGCGGGCCACGGACUCUUCCGCGAAAGGCAUGAUGGGUAAGCUGUAUGACAUCAUGCUACAGCUUACCGAGGACAUCAAUGACAAGCUCGACGCUUCAAGUGACUUCUUGACUCGGACAGAGAGGGCAGACAUCACCAAGAUUGUGAAGGGUAGGUGGGACAACUCCCUUGCCUGCCCCAUGCAUGUGGUUGGCCGGAUCCUGAAUCCGGCCAACCAGGAGGAGGGAAUUUUCAGGAACGAUGUGGAGUGCACGCGGGUGUUCAAGGACUACAUCGAGCGCCACUAUGACAACAAGACCUUCAAGCGUGGCAAGGAUGGCGCCCCUCGCCGCGCCUCCCUUGUGCUGCAGGAGGCAUUGCUGGCCUACAUCAACAUGGAGGGCAGCUUUGGCAAGCCGGGCGCCAUUUCUGCAAGGGAGGCAGUGAAGAAGGGGGAGAUGAGCAUGGUGCAGUGGUGGUCGUGGCACAGCACCGAGUAUCCUGAGUUUGCCGCCCUCGCAUGUCGGGUGCUCACUCAGCCCGUCUCGGCUUCCCCAUGCGAGCGUGGCUGGGCGCAGUGGGAAGGCGUCCACACCGCCCGCCGCAACCGGCUCGGGUCCGCCAAGUGUGCGGACCUCGUCUACAUUGCGCACAACUGGAACGUUGUGCGCAAUUGGUACAAGAAGGAUGGGGGCAGCACGGUUGUGCCCGGUAACAUCCCGGAUGCCCCUAUCCUCCCGGCUAUAACAUGGAUGAGGAGGAGGAUGACAUGCUGGGGGAGGAAGGAGAGGAUGCAGUGCUGGCGGAUGAGUAUGGGGAAGGUGUGGUGGUGGAAAAGCCCCGCAAGGAAAUCGGUUGUGGGGAAGCUAGCUAGAGGGUGGGGUGGGGUGGGGAUGUAUGGGGAGAAGUAG
This is a messenger RNA of Closterium sp. NIES-65, 2139 nucleotides long. The record is from the annotation of a GenBank genome assembly. NCBI's taxonomy places the organism in Eukaryota, Viridiplantae, Streptophyta, Zygnematophyceae, Desmidiales, Closteriaceae.